This is a messenger RNA of Colius striatus (speckled mousebird), 2040 nucleotides long. RefSeq names its product steroid 5 alpha-reductase 3 (gene SRD5A3). Gene Ontology annotation, biological process: polyprenol catabolic process; dolichol-linked oligosaccharide biosynthetic process. The transcript has 5 exons. Gene Ontology annotation, molecular function: 3-oxo-5-alpha-steroid 4-dehydrogenase activity. The coding region runs from base 3 to 944 and encodes 313 amino acids. Gene Ontology annotation, cellular component: endoplasmic reticulum. The record is from RefSeq and is a predicted model, not a curated record. Lineage: Eukaryota; Metazoa; Chordata; Aves; Coliiformes; Coliidae.
ACAUGCCGGCGGAGCUGGCCGCCGCCUGGGCCCUGCUGGCCGCUGCCUUCCUGGCGGCGCUGGUGGUGCUGCGGGCGGCCCCGGCUCCGCGGCCCGGGGGAGGCCUCUCCGGAGGCCUCUCCGAGCUCUUCCAGGAUCUGAUUCGGUACGGGAAGACGAAGCGCGGCUGCGGGCAGGGGCCGGACUGGCUGCGCCGCCUCCAGGUGCCCAAGAGGUGGUUCACUCACUUUUAUGUGGUUUCUGUGCUCUGGAAUGGCUUUCUGCUGAUCUGGCUUUUCCAAGACAAGUUCCUCAGAAGGCCGCUUCCAUCAUGGAUUCAGCACAUGCACCAUGCUCUUGGCAGAGGUCUUCAGAGCAAGAACACAGAUGUCGAGCACUUCUCUGUGCUCCUGGUGCUCGUGCUGCUUUGGCUGCAUAGCUGUCGGAGACUUGCAGAAUGCCUCUGGACCAGCGUGUUUUCCAGUGGUGUCAUUCACAUUGUGCAGUAUUGCUUUGGACUCGGUUACUACAUUGCUGUUGGCUCAACGCUGCUAUGCCAAGUGCCGACUAACGUCAGGAACGGAAAAGAGCUUUCUGUGCAGAUCCGCUGGUACCACAUUGUAGGAGCUAUGAUGUACAUUUGGGCCUCUCUUCACCAACACAGAUGUCUUGUGAUUCUAGCUAAUCUUAGAAAAAGUAAAUCAGGAAAGGUCAUAAGUCUGAGCCACAGUGUGCCUGUCGGAGACUGGUUUGAGAGAGUUUCUUGCCCUCAUUAUUUUGCAGAGCUCCUCAUAUAUCUAUCUAUGGCCAUCACACUUGGAUUUCACAAUGUGACAUGGUGGUGUGUAGUGAUGUAUGUUCUUUUUAACCAGGCACUGGCUGCUGUUUUGUGUCACGAGUUCUAUCAGAAGAACUUUAGCUCCUACCCAAAGCAUCGAAAAGCAUUUAUACCAUUUGUUUUUUAGAAUAUUUCUUCCUUAGUAUGUGUAGUGCAAACUGGGAAAUGUUUUCUAUGAGGAAACAAAAGAUUUGUGAUUUAUUAAAGUCACACAUUUUCUCUUAAUUCUAGCUUAAGGGCUCAUGAUUUCAAUAAUAAUCUUAUCAGUGUUACCAAUUUAUGUGGGGAAAUAUAAGGUCUCUGCAUAUCCUACAAGCUAAAGAAAGGUUUACUGAAAACCCUAAUUCCAACUGAAGUGAUGCUAAUUGACUAUUUUCUGGUUUAUAUCUUAUGCAUGAAACACUUGCUGUUGUGAAGCAUGCCCAAAUGCAUCAACGUGAAAACUGCAUGAUGAAAAGAGGGUAGUACUACUGAUGAACUACUACUUUUCAUGCCUUGGCUAAUAUUUAGGCACACCUAGUCUCUUUUUUUUUUAAUCACUUCAGAGGGAAGCAAAUGGUGUAUUGUCUUUCUGUGCUUCCCUGUUGAUAAUUAAAACCAGUCACUGCUUUAUAACUGCAAGCACAAAAACCGGUGGAGAAAGCUGCAGUGGAGGAAUGACUCAUGCUCAGCAGUAGAGAUAAACAGACCCAUUCUCUGUAUUUUCUCUUCUGCGCCGAAGUGUUUUCAUUCAUUGCUGAAAACUCCUUGUUUAUCCCUAAACUGGGAAAAUCAUGGAAGGUUCUCUGUGUGGAUAGAUGGUAGAACAGAAUUUGCAGAAAAUCUAUGUCCUUCAUUAUGGGUCUGCCAUCCUUCUUGUAAUCCCUUGUGUGUUAGAGGGGGCAGUUAUUCAGGAUGACCGUAACCAAAACUACACUGUUUUUUAAGCAGCCUGUGAGAGUACAUGUAGCGAACUGCCAAAGCAGGUAACACACGGAGAGGCAGAGAGCACAUGGAAACCAAUGUCUGACAAGUGCUGCAAAGAAAUUCUUUACUGGGGAGAUGAUGUCACUCGGCACAGGGAUGGUUUUUUCGCACCUAACCAUUGAAUAUUUUGGUCCUUUUAUGAUACUGGAGUGAAUGACUGAUUUGCAUGAUGUAGCAUAUGGAUGCUGGUGCCUCCAUGUGUUUUCUACUUAGACGCAUACAUUAUUUUUGUGUACGAGAAUAAUUUUUAUAUACUG